Messenger RNA from Capra hircus (goat), 2521 nucleotides. RefSeq names its product LUC7 like (gene LUC7L). The record is from RefSeq and is a predicted model, not a curated record. Bases 1363 to 2319 code for a protein of 318 amino acids. The transcript has 10 exons. NCBI's taxonomy places the organism in Eukaryota, Metazoa, Chordata, Mammalia, Artiodactyla, Bovidae. Gene Ontology annotation, cellular component: U1 snRNP; U2-type prespliceosome. Gene Ontology annotation, molecular function: mRNA binding. Gene Ontology annotation, biological process: mRNA splice site recognition.
UUCCUCCCGGCGUUCCUCGCGUCGAGAAGGAGCCAAGCGGGCUCGAGACCGACAGGACCAGCUUUCGUCGCCGUCGCCGCUGCCGCUGCCGCUGCUGCCACUUGAGAGAAGCCGUCGCGGCCACCCCUGCCGCUCCCGCCGGCCACCAUGUCCGCCCAGGCGCAGAUGCGGGCCCUGCUGGACCAGCUCAUGGGCACGGCCCGGGACGGUUCAGUGUAUCUUUGCCUGCCUACAUCAAUCUGCAAGGGAGUUGCAGAAAAGCCUCAUGUUCAUCGAGCCGUGAGUCACAACCAAUUUUUAAGCUGUUAUAACAAAAAAGUGUUUGCUUUUUUUCACAAGUAACUUUAAAAGUGUAGUUUAGAAAGAAAACAUUUUCAAUAAAAAGACACUACAUUAAUCCUGGAUGCUUGCAAAUCCUGAAAUAUAUUCCUCCUUUAGUUUUACACAGCUCUGUGUCAUAUACACAGAUUAGCUUUAAAAUCUGUCACAUUCCACUUUGCCUUUACUUUUAUGUAUCAUUCCCCUGACUUCCUUACUGCAGGUUGGGCAAGAAAACUUUUCCUUUAAAACUUUUCAACAGCGGGCAUAAAAUUCUGCAGCUGAGGUCUUGAAGAAUGCAGAUGGGUACAGUAUUGUUGGAACUCACAGUGUGUAUUGACUAACCUGGUUCCUUUUUUGCUUUUUCUCCCUUGGUAUUGUCUUGUUAAAAGUGACUUCCAGGUGCCAACUCUUUUUUUUUAAGGGUGGGGGUUAAAGGGGGAGAGGUAGACUAAGUCUAGCUUAUUUAUCAGUCAGUAAUAGAAAGGGAAAGCUUUCUUCAUAUAAUUCUGGGCAAAAUAUUGCCUAUACAUUUGUCUGUAGCAAAAUGAUUAGUAAGAAGCUUUUGUUGGAAACUACCAGCUUUUAAGUCAUACGUGGUGAUUCAUGGCCCUCUGAUUAGCAUGGGUUUUGGUAUCUCAUGGCCCACAUGUAUGUGUGGGGCUAAUGGCCUUUUGGUGCUCAACAUUUUACUUCUGACUCUUUGAUCUCUUUGGCACAAUGACGGAGUCAGAUCUCAUUAAGCGUCAUUCUUCAUGAUAUACCUAGCAUCAAAAAUCAUCUGUGUUUUGUUCCAGUUGUAAAAAAAAAAAAACACAAAAAACCGUCUAGGUCAGCUUUUCAGAGUAUUUGGUAGUCUGCAGAUCAUCCAGGUGAAUUGUACCAGAUAUGCUUUUGUGCUUAAUGUGAUAAUAUUGUCUUAUUUAAAACCACACAUGAAUUUCAGGAGACGAAACCAGACAGAGGGUCAAGUUUACAGAUGAUCGUGUCUGCAAGAGUCACCUUCUGGACUGCUGCCCCCACGACAUUCUGGCUGGGACGCGCAUGGACUUAGGAGAAUGUACCAAAAUCCACGACUUGGCCCUCCGAGCAGAUUAUGAGAUUGCAAGUAAAGAAAGGGACCUCUUUUUUGAGUUGGAUGCGAUGGAUCACUUGGAGUCCUUCAUCGCUGAGUGUGAUCGGAGAACGGAGCUUGCCAAGAAACGGCUGGCAGAGACCCAGGAGGAGAUCAGUGCAGAAGUUUCUGCAAAGGCAGAAAAAGUACAUGAAUUGAAUGAAGAAAUAGGAAAGCUUCUUGCUAAAGCUGAGCAGCUGGGAGCUGAAGGAAAUGUGGAUGAAUCACAGAAGAUUCUCAUGGAAGUGGAGAAAGUCCGUGCAAAGAAAAAAGAAGCUGAGGAAGAAUACAGAAAUUCCAUGCCUGCGUCCAGUUUUCAGCAACAGAAGCUUCGUGUCUGUGAGGUCUGUUCGGCCUACCUUGGCCUCCAUGACAAUGACCGUCGUCUUGCAGACCACUUCGGGGGCAAGUUACACUUGGGAUUCAUUCAGAUCCGUGAGAAGCUCGAUCAGUUAAGGAAAACCGUGGCUGAGAAACAGGAGAAGAGAAAUCAGGAUCGGCUGAGGAGGCGAGAGGAGAGAGAGCGGGAGGAACGGCUGAGCAGAAGGUCUGGAUCAAGAACAAGAGAUCGCAGGAGGUCACGCUCCCGGGACCGACGUCGCAGGCGGUCGAGGUCUACUUCUAGAGAGCGGCGGAAGUCGUCCCGCUCCCGGUCCCGGGACAGACACCGGCGCCACCGAAGUCGCUCCCGGAGCCACAGCCGUGGCCAUCGCCGGGCAUCCAGGGACCGGAGCUCGAAAUACAAGUUCUCCCGAGAGCGGACUUCCAGGGAGGAGUCCUGGGAGCGCGGGCGGAGUGAGCGGGGGGCCACCGACUGGAGGCUUGAGAGUGCCAACGGGAAGGCUGCAUCGCGGAGGUCAGAGGAGAAGGAGGCCGGCGAGAUCUGAGCCCACGCCCAGGCGCUGUAAAUAGUCCGAUCCGCGUUUGACACGGCCUCACGUUACCCUUUCUAUUUGCGGAAUACAGCUCAUCUUUUGUAGUUUAACAUUUCUAUUGUUUUGGAGCUAGCUGUAAGUUUCUAGAGGUGUACAGAGUUGCUCCUGUGUUCUGGGUUAUGUCGAGUGGGAAUAAACAACCUGACAGACUGCC